Molecule: messenger RNA, 2311 nt
Organism: Musa acuminata subsp. malaccensis (wild Malaysian banana)
Lineage: Eukaryota; Viridiplantae; Streptophyta; Magnoliopsida; Zingiberales; Musaceae
Product: rhamnogalacturonan I rhamnosyltransferase 4
Cellular component (GO): cytoplasm
Source: RefSeq, a predicted model, not a curated record
UGUCGAACGCCGAAACUUAAAUCAAACUAGAAAACAGUAGCAGUAGAAUCCGAAAGGGGGGAAAAGGGGAGGAGAGGAAGAAGGGGAAGAAGAGGCAUCGCUUCCCAAUUCCCACUCUCUACCAACUCCGUGUUUAGUAGAAGAAGUCCAUCACGGGCUGGCAAUCCAUCGCAUUCGCGAUCUCCUCUCCCUCGCCCCCCUAUCUCUUUCGCUUUCUACUUCGCUCCCCUCUUCGGUUCCUCUCUCUCAAAAGUCGCGGAUUUGGUCGGGGGAUUGGUGGUUCUUCGGGAGGGUUCGGUGGAUGGUGGACGAGGCGAGGGCGCGGAAGCCCACGCCGGCGGCGGGCAGGGCUUCCGGCGGAGGAGGGUGGCGAAGGGCCGCGGUGCGGACGUGGAUGUUGCGAGUGGGGUCCAGCUUCCUCAUCUGGACGGCGGUCGUGCAGUUGACGUCGGUGUGGCAGCCGCGGCUCCCCAGGUCGUGGCCCGCCGCCUGCUUUGACCGCCGAAGCGCCGGCGCCAACGCCACCGUUGACCUCUCCGUCAUCGGUGGCGAGGAGCACGGUCUGUCCGGGUCCCGCUCCUCCCCGCCCGCCCUCCUUCCGCGGAGAAUUUACAAAAGCAAUGGUUAUCUUAAAGUAUCAUGCAAUGGGGGACUAAAUCAAAUGCGAGCUGCGAUCUGUGAUAUGGUUACUAUAGCACGUCAUCUGAAUCUAACACUAGUAAUCCCUGAACUUGACAAGACAUCUUUCUGGGCUGAUCCUAGUGAUUUUGGUGAUAUAUUCAAUGUAAAUCACUUUAUUAAUUCUUUGAGAGAUGAAGUUAAGAUCAUAAAAGCACUCCCAAAAAAGUUCAGCAGUAAAAUCCGCACUGAACCAUUCACGAUGCCUCCAGUCAGCUGGUCUAGUGAGAAGUACUACUUGAAGCAGAUUUUACCACUUGUAAGGAAGCACAAGGUGAUUCAUUUUAAUAGAACCGAUGCUCGUCUCGCAAAUAAUGGACUUCCUUUACGACUCCAAAAGCUUCGUUGCCGCAUUAAUUAUGAGGGAUUAAGAUUUACACCAGAAAUUGAGGCCCUAGGUGAUAAGCUUAUUUCAAUUCUCCGGAGAAGUGGUUUCUUUGUUGUUCUUCACCUGCGAUAUGAAAUGGAUAUGCUGUCCUUUUCUGGUUGUACACAUGGAUGCUCUGACAAAGAAACUGAAGAACUAACGAGGAUGAGAUAUGCAUUUCCCUGGUGGAAAGAGAAGGAAAUAGUAUCUGAAAAGAAAAGAUUGGAAGGCUUGUGUCCCCUUACGCCUGAAGAAACAGCAUUGGUGCUACGAGCUCUGGGCUUCACAAGGGAUUCCCUAAUAUACAUUGCCUCUGGUGAAAUCUAUGGUGGUGAAAGAAGGAUGGCUGCUUUGAGGGCUUCGUAUCCCAAAAUUGUAAGGAAGGAGAUGCUUCUCAGUGCCGAGGAAUUGAGGCCUUUUCAGAAUCAUUCAACUCAGAUGGCUGCGUUGGACUAUCUGGUAUCUGUUGCAAGUGAUGUUUUUGUCCCCACUUACGAUGGGAAUAUGGCCAAAGUUGUAGAAGGACAUCGCAGGUAUGCCGGAUUUCGCGGGACAAUUGUGUUGGAUAGGAGAGAAAUUGUGGAGCUUUUGGAUCUUCUCCAGAAUGGGAAACUAUCAUGGGAUCAGUUCUCAACUGCAGUUAAGGAAGUGCACAAGAACCGAAUGGGUCAACCAACACUAAGGAAAGUGAUUCCUGGGAGGCCAAAAGAGGAGGAUUACUUUUAUGCCAAUCCUCAGGAAUGCACUGGUCCUUCAAGGAUUUCAAGCAUCGAAUCUAGAGAAUUCGAUAUCUAAAGCUGUCGUUGUAGCUGCUAGUUUCUUCCCCGAUCAUGGGAUUCUUUGAUUCGGACUAUAAGGCUAUGUCAGCAGCUCCUUGUACAGCUGACUAGAUUUUAAAUAUUGCUAACUCUAGUGUCUGGGCAAACCAAAAGUCCAGAUGUUUUACAACUGCAGCUGUGGAAGAGGAUCAAGAGAAGCCAAGGUUGCGAUCGAGCUAUGACAAUCAAUGUCAGGCGAGGAAGCCAAGCAGUUGGGUUUUGGCACAAACUAGUCUGCCCCUGGGUUGAUUCGCCAUUCUUUAAUUUCUGGUCUUCGGAUUCUUGAGAUGUAUUAUUGGUUUCGGUAGGGAUGGGACUGUAACACAAAGGUCGACUAAAAUUUACGAUCUUUUCUGUCGCAAAAUAUCAUCUACAGCGGCAAUCGCAACUGCAAUUGUAACAACAAUAUGUAUCGAUGAUGGUAAGCUUAUCAUUUUUCUGAUGCUAA